AUGGCUUCUGGAAAGGCCGAAAAGCGUCGAGCUGAAGAAGAUGUGGACUCCGAAUCUGAAUCCAGAGAGUCGGAAACCCCCCAAGUCCGUGAAUAUGCGGAGAAGUUUGAAGAACUCAACAUGUCACAGCCAACGAUGAAAGCCAUCGAUAAGAUGGGCUUCACGACGAUGACACAGGUACAGUCCCGUACUAUCCCGCCGUUACUAGCAGGUCGGGAUGUGCUUGGAGCUGCUAAGACUGGAUCUGGGAAAACACUUGCCUUCUUGUUGCCUGCGAUCGAAAUGCUUAAUUCGUUGAAGUUUAAGCCCAGAAACGGAACCGGUGUGAUCGUGAUCACUCCCACGAGGGAGCUUGCGUUGCAGAUUUUUGGUGUUGCCAAGGAACUGAUGGAAUUCCACUCGCAGACGUUUGGUAUUGUCAUUGGAGGCGCGAACCGGCGCCAGGAGGCCGAGAAACUCAUGAAAGGUGUCAAUAUCCUCAUCGCGACGCCAGGACGUCUGCUAGAUCAUUUGCAAAACACCAAGGGUUUUGUGUUCAAGAACUUGAAGGCGUUGAUCAUCGACGAGGCAGACCGAAUUUUGGAAAUCGGUUUCGAGGACGAAAUGCGUCAAAUUGUCAAGAUUCUACCCAACGAAGACCGUCAAACGAUGCUGUUUUCUGCUACCCAGACCACCAAAGUCGAAGAUUUGGCACGUAUUUCGUUGCGUCCGGGCCCAUUGUUCAUCAACGUCGAUUCGGAAAAGGAAACCUCUACUGCUGAGGGCUUGGAGCAAGGCUACGUGGUGUGUGAGAGUGACAAGCGUUUCCUGCUUCUGUUCUCGUUUUUAAAACGUAACCAAAAGAAGAAAAUCAUUGUCUUUUUGUCCUCGUGCAAUUCUGUCAGAUACUAUGCUGAACUUCUAAACUACAUCGAUUUGCCCGUCUUGGAGUUGCACGGCAAGCAGAAACAACAGAAACGGACAAAUACGUUUUUCGAAUUCUGUAAUGCUGAGAGAGGCACGCUGGUGUGUACAGAUGUCGCUGCUAGAGGUUUGGACAUCCCAGCUGUCGACUGGAUUAUACAAUUCGAUCCCCCAGAUGACCCAAGAGACUAUAUCCACAGAGUGGGAAGAACAGCGAGAGGCACGAAAGGUAAAGGUAAGUCUUUGAUGUUUUUGACGCCGAAUGAGCUUGGGUUCUUGAGGUACUUGAAAGCGGCAAAAGUGCCAUUGAACGAAUACGAAUUUCCAUCAAACAAGAUCGCUAACGUGCAAUCCCAGCUCGAAAAACUCAUCAAAUCUAAUUACUACUUGCAUCAAAUUGCGAAAGACGGUUACCGUUCUUAUUUGCAGGCAUACGCCUCGCAUGCGCUCAAGACCGUUUACCAGAUCGACAAACUGGACUUGGCCAAAGUGGCCAAGUCUUACGGAUUUCCAGUACCUCCUAAGGUCAACAUCACCAUUGGGGCGUCUGGUAAGACUCUAAACAAGAAGAGAAAGGUGCGUAAUUGA
This is a messenger RNA of Lachancea mirantina, 1491 nucleotides long. The record is from the annotation of a GenBank genome assembly. NCBI's taxonomy places the organism in Eukaryota, Fungi, Ascomycota, Saccharomycetes, Saccharomycetales, Saccharomycetaceae.